AGACAGAAUAGUGUGUGCUUAGCCAGUGGAGUGACAACUAUGGAUCACAAACAUCAGUGUGUGGCACUAAAUGAUGGCUAUUUCAUUCCUGUAAUAGGAUUUGGCACCAGUGUACCUGAUAAGGUUCCUAAGAGUGAGGUAAUAAAGGCCACCAAAUUAGCAAUAGAAGCUGGGUUCCGCCAUAUUGAUUCUGCUUAUGUAUACCAAGUAGAAGAGGAGGUAGGAUUGGCCAUUAGAAGCAAGAUUGCAGAUGGCACUGUGAAGAGAGAAGACAUAUUCUACACUUCAAAGCUUUGGUCCACUUUUCAUAAACCAGAUUUAGUCCAACCAUCCUUGGAACAGUCACUGAAAAAACUUCAGCUGGACUAUGUUGACCUCUUUCUCAUUCAUUUUCCUCUACCUUUGCAGUCUGGGAUGUCAUUAUCACCCAAAGAUGAACAAGGAAAAGCAAUAUCUGAAGCAGUGGAUCUCUGUGACACAUGGGAGGCCAUGGAGAAGUGUAAGGAUGCAGGGUUGACAAAAUCCAUUGGGGUGUCUAAUUUUAACUGCCAGCAUCUGGAGAUGAUCCUGAACAAACCAGGGCUCAAAUACAAGCCUGUCUGCAACCAGGUAGAAUGUCAUCCUUUUCUCAACCAGAGAAAACUGUUGGACUUCUGCAAGUCAAAAGACAUUGUUUUGGUUGCUUAUGGUGCUGUGGGAAGUACCCGAGACAGAUGGACUGACCAGAACACCCCUGUUCUUUUGGAUGAUCCAGUUCGGUUCCUUGGCAAAAAAGCACAAGCGAACUCCAGCCUUGAUUGCCCUCCGCUAUCAGCUGCAGCGUGGGGUUGUGGUCCUGGUCAAGAGUUUCAAUGA
This is a messenger RNA of Marmota flaviventris (yellow-bellied marmot), 855 nucleotides long. Its product is annotated as aldo-keto reductase family 1 member C1-like. NCBI's taxonomy places the organism in Eukaryota, Metazoa, Chordata, Mammalia, Rodentia, Sciuridae. Gene Ontology annotation, molecular function: oxidoreductase activity. The record is from RefSeq and is a predicted model, not a curated record.